CGAGUAUUGACUGUAUGUUAAUCUGUGGAGGAAUACGUUUUGUAUGAAAGAGUGGUUUGAAAAUUAAAGCCAAUUAAUGGCGACGACUGAUGGCAGCGAUCAUAUCAUCACAAAUGGAGAUCCAGUCGAGACAGACGUCCAAUCAUUGUCUCAAAGACUGUGUACUCAUCUGUCAAUCGAUGGCAAACUGGAGGACGAGAUCUCGUUUGUGAACUACGAAAGUGAGAGACAAAUGCCAGACAUCAUGAGACUGAUCCAGAAGGACCUGUCGGAGCCCUACUCUAUCUACACGUACCGCUACUUCAUCCACAACUGGCCGCACCUCUGUUUCCUCGCGAUGUAUGAGAGCCGAUGUGUGGGCGCUAUUGUCUGCAAACUGGAUGUGCAUAAGAAAAUGGUUGGAAGGGGUUAUAUAGCGAUGUUAGCCGUCGAUGAGAAGUAUCGCAAGCGUAGGAUUGGAUCCAAUCUUGUGCUCAAAGCCAUACAAGCGAUGAACGGUUACGCGGAUGAGGUUGUGUUGGAAACAGAGGUCACGAAUCUAUCGGCGCUUAAAUUAUACGAAAACCUGGGGUUCGUUAGGGAUAAGCGUUUGUUCCGAUAUUAUCUCAAUGGCGUCGACGCUCUUCGGCUUAAACUAUGGCUUAAAUGACAUGAACUUCUCAUCAAAUAAUUUAUUUAAUUAAAUAAUACAUUGAAUUCAUAGCGAAUAUGUGGUAAAUGAGGAUAUAUUUUAUACAAUAUUAAAAACAAACACUUUUAAUAUAAAAUAAUAGAAUUCAUGCUUUAAUUGUUACAUUAAAAUUUUGGUGCAUUUUGUUAAACAUUUAAAAGUCAUUUUGUUUUUCAGAUUAAGACCUUUAAAAAUAAAUUUAUAAAACAAACAAAUA
This is a messenger RNA of Medioppia subpectinata, 887 nucleotides long. The record is from the annotation of a GenBank genome assembly. Lineage: Eukaryota; Metazoa; Arthropoda; Arachnida; Sarcoptiformes; Oppiidae.